Oncorhynchus mykiss (rainbow trout) is the source of this 1759-nucleotide messenger RNA. RefSeq names its product coenzyme Q2 4-hydroxybenzoate polyprenyltransferase. The record is from RefSeq and is a predicted model, not a curated record. NCBI's taxonomy places the organism in Eukaryota, Metazoa, Chordata, Actinopteri, Salmoniformes, Salmonidae. Gene Ontology annotation, molecular function: 4-hydroxybenzoate polyprenyltransferase activity. Gene Ontology annotation, cellular component: mitochondrial inner membrane. Gene Ontology annotation, biological process: ubiquinone biosynthetic process.
UUUAUUUUGAAAGAAAGGCUACUGAACAUACACUGUACCUAUAAAUUGUAGCCACUUUAACGAAGACUUGCAUGUGAUAAUGUCAUCUUUCGUAUUUUCAAAAAUAAAGUUGAAUUUAUGUAGACACCCUAAAAUCUACUAGCGACAAAUGUAUUCGUCUCCACCUGGCUUUUAAAAGUGUCAACCACGAAUAUGACCAUAAAACAUUUAGCUGCGCCAAAAUUGGCGGUGUUUUGAUAUCCCACGUGGAAUAUUGUCCCACAAGCAGAACAACAACCGACCAGGCGAGUGUUUCUUGCGGAACAUUUAACAUGUCGUACCAAACAUUCCGCGAGAAAAAAACGGGAAGCCAUUUUAGUAAGAUGUGACAAGUGUCAGGGAGGAUAAUGUGCAUUUGACUGCAGAGAGAGGAGAUGAUGCUCCCUGCCAGAUUAACUUCUCAAGUCAUUCUGAACACCUGGAGGCUGCGUCACCAUGGGACCUGCUACUCCAACCUCCCUAGCCUCUCCAGCAAUUACCUGAACAAUCAGAGAAAAAACGCAGCCUCUACCCACCACCCAGAAAAUAGCCCGCAAUCAUGGUUGUUAAAUCCACCAACCAGACUUGAUGCCACCAGGAAAAGACUGUUUAGCCUGUCAGCGGCUGGGAUUGUCAACUCUGCCCCAGCGCCCAUGCAACCCUACCUCAGAUUAAUGAGACUUGACAAACCAAUCGGAACAUGGUUGUUGUACCUGCCUUGCACUUGGAGCAUCGGCCUGGCUGCAGACCCAGGCUGCCUCCCACAUCUGGGCAUGCUCACGUUAUUCGGCACGGGGGCCCUGCUGAUGAGAGGGGCUGGCUGCAUCAUCAAUGACAUGUGGGACAAGGACUUUGACAAGAAGGUUGCCAGGACAGCUACUCGGCCAAUUGCUGCAGGGGAGAUCACUCAGAUGCAGGCCCUAGUCUUCUUGGGGGGUCAGCUUUCUCUGGCAUUGGGGGUCCUGCUUUGUCUCAAUUAUUACAGUAUAGCUCUUGGAGCUGCUUCCCUAUCUUUGGUAGUCACAUAUCCACUAAUGAAGAGGAUCACCUACUGGCCACAGCUUGUAUUGGGACUGACCUUCAAUUGGGGAGCACUGCUUGGUUGGUCAGCGGUCAUAGGCUCCUGUGAGUGGUCGGUGUGCCUACCUCUGUAUUUCUCAGGAGUGAUGUGGACAUUAAUUUAUGACACCAUCUAUGCCCAUCAGGACAAAGAUGACGACAUCAGGGUAGGAAUCAAGUCUACAGCAUUGAGGUUCCAGGAGCAGACCAAGCCUUGGCUCAGUGGGUUCAUGGUGGCCAUGAUGUCUGGGCUGAUUGUGGCUGGGGUCAACGCAGAACAGACUCUGCCUUACUAUGCAACACUGUCAACUGUGGCUAUUCACCUCACACAUCAGAUCUACACAUUGGACAUCAACAAACCAGAGGACUGCUGGAAAAAAUUUGUUUCAAACAGAAACCUUGGACUACUCCUGUUCUUAGGAAUAGUCUGUGGAAACUUGUGGAAAGAACGAAGAGACACUUCAUUGCAAAAUGAUUAACUAGCGGUACAAUGAACUUCUCAGAACACAAGAUUUACAUUCUAGUGUGCAGAGGACAUUCUAGUUAUUUAGUAGUACACUACCCAUUAUUUUGUAAGUCUUGACCGUAUUGGGUUUUGUCUCCUAAUAAAGCUCAUGUUAAGCUCUGGCUUCUAUGAAAAUCUAUGUCAAGAACAACUAAUCAACUAUAAUUCAAACAGCCC